UCCUUCUGAUCGCUUACACCGGCCCGCCUGAUCUCAACCUCGUUUCUUUCUCUUACUUCCACGCCUCGCGCGCGCGCCCGCCGGACGCAGCAGCAGCAGCAGAGAUGGCCGCCCUCGCCGCAUCCUCCACGGCCACCUUCGCCGCCAAGCCUUGCCUCCCGCGCGCGCGCCUCUCCGUGUCCUGCUCCGCCUCCGGCAACGAAGGCGGCAACAGUGUCUCGCUCGCUGCGUCCGUCAAGACCUUCUCGGCGGCGCUCGCGCUGUCGUCGGUGCUUCUUUCCUCCGCGGCCACCUCCCCUCCUCCCGCGGCCGCCGACAUCGCGGGCCUGACCCCGUGCAAGGAGUCCAAGGCGUUCGCCAAGCGCGAGAAGAACUCGCUCAAGAAGCUCAACGCGUCGCUCAAGAAGUACGCGCCCGACUCCGCCCCCGCGCUCGCCAUCAACGCUACCAUCGAGAAGACCAAGCGCCGUUUCGAGAACUACGGCAAGUUCGGCCUGCUCUGCGGCGCCGACGGCCUGCCGCACCUCAUUGUCAGCGGCGACCAGCGGCACUGGGGCGAGUUCAUCACCCCCGGCCUGCUCUUCCUCUACAUCGCCGGCUGGAUCGGGUGGGUCGGCAGGAGCUACCUCAUCGCCAUCCGUGGGGAGAAGAAGCCCGCCAUGAGGGAGAUCAUCAUCGACGUCGAGCUCGCCACGCGGCUCCUCCCCAGGGGCUUCAUCUGGCCCGUGGCCGCCUACCGCGAGCUCAUCAACGGAGACCUCGUCGUCGACGACGCCGACAUCGGCUACUACUAAAUGCCCAUGCAUGGCUGCUGGCUAGCUGGACACUUGGGCAGUCGGGGAAGAUGGCUUUUGGUGUAGGAGCUGAUAGGAUUAUGGAGGAAUGGAAGCUCUGUUGUAUUUAAAAAACUCAAGCCUUGUAUAACUGUACCUCUCUCUUGUGUGUAUUCUUGAGAACGAUUUCAUGAUGCAUUCGUUGCAAAUUGCAUGCUUUCGUCAUCGAAGAGAUACACAUGUUCGCAA
This is a messenger RNA of Phragmites australis (common reed), 1022 nucleotides long. RefSeq names its product photosystem I reaction center subunit III, chloroplastic-like. The record is from RefSeq and is a predicted model, not a curated record. Gene Ontology annotation, biological process: photosynthesis. Gene Ontology annotation, cellular component: chloroplast thylakoid membrane; photosystem I; photosystem I reaction center. The transcript is spliced from 2 exons. NCBI's taxonomy places the organism in Eukaryota, Viridiplantae, Streptophyta, Magnoliopsida, Poales, Poaceae. Bases 105 to 794 code for a protein of 229 amino acids.